GAGACCUCGGAAAACAUAUUGUCUUGUCUUGUCUCAUUUCACAAUGAAGGCUAGCCUAGCGGCGGCUCAACAUUCAUCCCAGGUGGGGCUUAAACGGUGCACGUGCAAGUGGGCUGUGAGGCUGGGGCGUCCCGGAGGAGUCCAGGAUGGGCAGCACGACCUCAUGCUGCGUCCCCGCCACCCCGAAAGUCCACUCCAGACUGGGAGAGGACCGCGCCGAACCGAAACUGAACCUGGCGCAGGAGGAGAGAAUUCAAAACAACCUGCAACACAUCAGUGACAUCGAGAACAUGGACGAAUUGGACUUGAUGUUGAGUCCGGCAGAUCAUCCACAGAGCUGCACGAUGUUCCUCACCAAAUCCAUGAACGAUGUGCGAGAAAGACAAAAGAUCCACUUCAUCCGCUACCGCCGCCCGACCAGCAAGUGGAAAUACAGCUCCUGCUCCACAAUCUUUCUUGAUGAGAACACAGUAAGCAGGCCUCACCUCAAAUACACCAUCAAAUGUGUAGCACUGGCAAUUUACUACCACAUAAAAAACAGGGAUGACAACGAAACGCCGCUUCUGGACAUUUUUGAUGAGAGGCUUCACCCACUCUCGAGAUCACACCAGGUACCUGCCGAUUGUAACCAUCGGGACCCAGAACCGAGGCAGGUUUACCGCUUUAUCCGCACGCUGUUCUGCGCCGCACAGCUCAGGUCCGAGUGCGCCAUUGUCAUGCUGGUGUACCUGGAGAGGCUUCUGACGUACGCAGAGGUCUCCAUGAGUCCUGCGACGUGGAGACGAAUGGUGCUGGGUGCCGCCCUGCUGGCAUCCAAAGUGUGGGACGACCACGCCGUGUGGAACGUGGACUACUGUCACAUCCUCAAAGACAUGACUGUGGUCGACAUGAACCGUCUGGAACGACACUUCCUGGAACUUGUGCAGUUCAACAUCAACGUGCCUUCAAGUGUUUACGUCAAGUAUUACUUUGACCUGCGCUCGCUCUCCGAGGCCAAUGACCUCAGCAUCCCGCUGGAGGCCCUCAGCCACCACAAAGCCCAAAAGCUGGAGGCUAUUUCCAGACUGAGCGACGUCACCUUCAAGGACGCACGGCGAGCUUCCAGGAAGCGCUCGGCCAGCAUGGACCACCUGGACGGAGAUGUGUGGGUUCCUGCCAUCCUCUCAUAA
This is a messenger RNA of Hippocampus zosterae (dwarf seahorse), 1169 nucleotides long. Its product is annotated as cyclin-Y-like. The transcript has 10 exons. Gene Ontology annotation, biological process: regulation of cyclin-dependent protein serine/threonine kinase activity; regulation of canonical Wnt signaling pathway. Gene Ontology annotation, cellular component: plasma membrane; cytoplasmic cyclin-dependent protein kinase holoenzyme complex. Gene Ontology annotation, molecular function: cyclin-dependent protein serine/threonine kinase activator activity; protein kinase binding. The record is from RefSeq and is a predicted model, not a curated record. Lineage: Eukaryota; Metazoa; Chordata; Actinopteri; Syngnathiformes; Syngnathidae. Bases 147 to 1169 code for a protein of 340 amino acids.